AUGUCGGCGGCGCAGGUGUCCUCGUCCCGGAGACAGUCUUGCUACCUGUGCGACCUGCCUCGGAUGCCCUGGGCCAUGAUCUGGGACUUCUCGGAGCCCGUUUGCCGCGGCUGCGUCAACUACGAGGGCGCCGAUCGCAUCGAGUUCGUGAUCGAGACCGCGCGCCAGCUAAAGCGGGCGCACGGCUGCUUCCAGGACGGCCGCUCCCCGGGGCCGCCGCCGCCCGUCGGGGUCAAGACGGUGGCCCUGUCGGCGAAGGAGGCGGCGGCAGCGGCGGCGGCAGCGGCGGCGGCCGCUGCACAGCAGCAGCCACAGCAGCAGCAGCCGCAGCCGCAGCUGAACCACGUUGACGGUUCCGGCAAACCGGCUGUGCUGGCGGCCCCGUCCGGCCUGGAGCGCUACGGCCUGAGCGCCGCCGCCGCUGCCGCGGCCGCCGCCGCCGCCGUGGAGCAGCGCAGCCGCUUCGAGUACCCGCCGCCUCCGGUGAGCCUGGGGAGCGGCAGCCACGCCGCGCGGCUGCCCAACGGCCUGGGUGGCCCCAACGGCUUCCCCAAGCCCGCCUCGGAAGAGGGCCCCCCGGAACUGAACCGCCAGAGCCCCAACUCGUCUUCCUCGGUGACGGUGGCCUCUCGGCGUGGAACGCACAGCGGGCUGGUGUCGGGGUUGCCCAGCGCCGGGGGCGGCGGAGGCCCGCAGCUCACCGUGCCCCCCAACUUGCUGCCGCAGACGCUGCUGAACGGUCCGGCCAGCGCCGCCGUGCUGCCCCCACCGCCGCCCCACGGCCUGGGCAGCCGCGGGCCCCCGACUCCCGCGCCACCCGGGGCCCCCGGCGGCCCGGCUUGUCUCGGGGGCGCGCCGGGCGUCUCUGCCACGUCUUCCUCCUCCGCGACGUCUUCCACCUCGGUGUCGGUGGCCGAGGUGGGCGUGGGUGCCGGCGGCAAGAGGCCCGGCUCGGUGUCCAGCACGGACCAGGAGCGGGAGCUGAAGGAGAAGCAGCGGAACGCCGAGGCUCUGGCGGAGCUGAGCGAGAGCCUGCGCAACCGCGCGGAGGAGUGGGCCAACAAGCCCAAGAUGGUCCGCGACACGCUGCUCACGCUGGCCGGCUGCACGCCCUACGAGGUGCGCUUCAAGAAGGACCACUCCCUGCUGGGCCGCGUCUUCGCCUUCGACGCCGUCUCCAAGCCCGGCAUGGACUACGAGCUGAAGCUGUUCAUCGAGUACCCCACAGGCUCGGGCAACGUGUACUCCAGCGCGUCCGGGGUGGCCAAGCAGAUGUACCAGGACUGCAUGAAGGACUUCGGUCGGGGCCUGUCCUCCGGCUUCAAGUAUCUGGAGUACGAGAAGAAGCACGGGUCCGGGGACUGGCGCCUGCUGGGGGACCUCCUGCCCGAGGCCGUGCGCUUCUUCAAGGAGGGCGUGCCUGGCGCGGACAUGCUGCCCCAGCCCUACCUGGACGCCAGCUGCCCCAUGCUGCCCACCGCGCUGGUGAGUCUCGGUCGCGCCCCCAGCGCGCCCCCGGGGACCGGGGCCCUGCCGCCCGCCACCCCCACGGGCCGGGGUGCGGGUUCCAGCCUGCGCAAGAGAAAGGCGUCCCCCGAGCCUCCCGACUCCGCCGCCGAGGGCUCCCUGAAGAUGGGCGAGGAGCAGCAGAGGCAGCAGUGGAUGGCGAACCAGAGCGAGGCGCUGAAGCUCACCAUGUCGGCGGGGGGCUUUGCGGCGCCGGGGCAUGCGGCCGGCGGCCCACCCCCGCCGCCUCCGCCCCUGGGACCUCACUCCAACCGGACCACCCCGCCGGAGUCGGCCCCUCAGAACGGCCCGUCCCCCAUGGCCGCCCUCAUGUCGGUGGCAGACACUCUGGGCACCGCGCACUCGCCCAAGGAUGGCAGUUCCGUGCACUCCACCACCGCGUCCGCGAGGCGCAACAGCAGCAGCCCGGUGUCGCCGGCCUCCGUGCCUGGGCAGCGCCGCCUGGCCUCACGGAACGGGGACCUGAAUUUGCAGGUGGCGCCCCCGCCGCCUAGCGCCCACCCGGGCAUGGACCAAGUGCACCCCCAAAACAUUCCGGAUUCCCCCAUGGCCAACAGCGGGCCCCUCUGCUGUACUAUUUGCCACGAACGUUUGGAGGACACGCAUUUCGUUCAGUGCCCAUCCGUCCCCAGCCACAAAUUCUGCUUCCCUUGCUCCAGAGAGAGUAUCAAGGCCCAGGGGGCCACGGGCGAGGUGUACUGCCCCAGUGGAGAGAAAUGCCCCCUGGUCGGGUCGAAUGUACCUUGGGCCUUCAUGCAGGGCGAAAUCGCAACGAUCUUAGCCGGAGAUGUCAAAGUGAAAAAGGAGAGAGACCCUUGA
Molecule: messenger RNA, 2346 nt
Organism: Pipistrellus nathusii (Nathusius's pipistrelle)
Lineage: Eukaryota; Metazoa; Chordata; Mammalia; Chiroptera; Vespertilionidae
Source: the annotation of a GenBank genome assembly